This is a messenger RNA of Melopsittacus undulatus (budgerigar), 6454 nucleotides long. RefSeq names its product hydrocephalus-inducing protein homolog. Gene Ontology annotation, cellular component: axoneme. Lineage: Eukaryota; Metazoa; Chordata; Aves; Psittaciformes; Psittaculidae. Gene Ontology annotation, biological process: axonemal central apparatus assembly; cilium movement. The record is from RefSeq and is a predicted model, not a curated record.
AUGUACUUGCCAAUCAACUUCCCCCUGAUCCCGGAGGGAUGGGAAGGAGAAUGGAAAGAGUGUAACUCCCAGGGGCUGAGGCUGCAGAGGCAGGAAGAGGACAAGCUGGUUGAUGUCCCUAAGGAGCACGGGGUGGUCCCCCCUCUCAGAGAACACCCUUCCCUUCCCAUCUGCACCUCCCAGAGCCAGGGGACAGAGGUGCAGGGAGACUCCACACCUUUCUGCAGUGAUAUUUUCACCAUUGUGCCCAUGGAGGGAGAUAUCUUGCCAAAUUCUUCACUUGAAAUCAAUGUGAUCUUUAAGCCCAAAGAAGCCAGAGUCUACCAAGAGGCAGCCUACUGUGACAUCUCAGGCUGUGAGACCAGGCUGCCCCUGUGCAUCAGCGGGGAAGGCGUCGGGCCCCAGGUGGAACUCAGCUGCGACCAGCUGAGCGUCGGGAAGGUGUUUGUUGGCUCAAGCCACAGCUACGGGGUGCUCCUGCUCAACAGAGGAGUUACUGAGGCUCCCUUCAGCGUGGUGUAUCCGGAUAGAGCUCUGGACUCCUGCUUCACCUUUGCCCCCCGGGAGGGCAUGCUUUUGCCUUUGGAGCAUCAGGUCAUCCGGAUCUCCUUCAAUGCCAGUGUCCUGGGGCAGUUCACAGAAGAAUUCCAGUUGAGUGUGAAGGGAUCCCCUGAGCCUCUGACGCUGACUGUGAGUGGCUGUGUCAUUGGGCCAGCGUUUCAUUUCGAUGUAUCGUGCCUCCGCUUCGGUGAAGUCUCCUUCGGCUUUCCUCACACCCUGUGCUGCCGCCUCACUAACACUUCCCCAGUGCCCUUCAACUUCAACCUUCGCAUUCGGGACGGCUUGGGAGCACCCAGCGUGACCAGUUUUGCUCAGGUUGUCAGAGCGCACUGGUCCUGUGGUGGAGAAAAGCGAGGCCGAGGUGCCAACAAGCCAUGCUGGAAUUUACUAGUCAGGCCCUUCAGAGGGAGUGUCUGCUCCAAGGGACACUUGGAUAUCCAGGUCACCCUGUGCUCCAACACCGUGAAGAGAUACAAGCUGGCCCUGGUGGUAGAUGUGGAUGGUGUUGGCAGAGAGGUGUUAUCGCUGCUCUCUCUGCCUAGAUGUGUAGUUCCCCCGCUGCGAGUGCUCCAGCCGGCUGUGACAUUUGGACGAUGCUCUCUCAAAGUCCCUUAUCAGCAGAUGCUGACCCUUGUGAACGACAGCAACCUUCCAGGCUGCUACUGGGCUCUUCCUCAGGAGAACAAGGAGGCUGCUGCUGUGUGGUACUCCAGCCCUGAGCCCCGUGGGAUUCUCCAGCCUCACAGCUCGGUGGAGAUCCCGUUCACACUGGAAGUCCAGGUGACAGGAAAUCAUGACACCGUUGCUCAUGUUGCGGUGUUUGGGAGUAAGGAAUCCCCACUGAAAAUCCAUUUCUUGAGCACUGGAGAAGGACCAGUUGUCCACGUGCAGCCAAGCCAGAUCAAUUUUGGCAGCAUCCAAGUUCUACAAGAUGCUUCCCGAACCCUCCACCUCUCCAAUCAGUCUGUCAUCCCCGCAUCCUUCUCAGCAAAGAUGGCUGCUGAAAACUCGCGCUGGAGUAUUGGACCCAGUCAAGGAGUGAUCCCUGCCAAGGCCGAGGUGUCUGUGGCUGUCACUGCAAACUUGGAUGACACGGAGCAAUUCAAGGAUGAGGUGGUGCUGUUCAUUGAGAACAGUCGUGCCUGCGUCAUCCCCGUCCAGGCUGUUGGCGUUGGCAGCACGAUUGUCAUUGACAAACCCUUUGGGCCGGAGCUCAACCUGGGAGCCUGCUUCAGCGUGGAUCCCUGCUGUUACCGCUUCAAGAUGACAAACAGAGGACGACGUGCCCAUCUGCUCUAUUGGACCACAGAAGGUGGCACCGCACUUGAGCAGCAUGAGCAUCUCCCUGCCAUCAGUAACACCAAGGACAAGGUUUCCUCCUGCAGCCCCGUGUUUAAGCUGCAGCCGCUGAGGACGGAGCUGAUGCCUGGCCAGACAGCAGAGAUGCUGCUGGAAGGCUCCUGCAGCACCCCCCAGGUGGUGAAGGAGAAGCUGCUGUGUCACACCAUGGUGGGCAAGGAGGGAGUGAAGAAUCUGAUCAUGCAGGUGGACGUCACGUGCGAGUUCAUUGCUCCUGCUCUGCAAAUAUCCACCAGAGAAAUGACUUUCCGGGUGGAGAAGCAUCCCGGUGAUGUCCUGACUCUUCAGUACAAGCCUCUGUCUUUAAAGAACAUCUGCUCCCUGCCCCUCAGCGUGGUCCUCACCUUAGAGCAGCCCUUCUCCAUCUGCACUGUGGACCAGCAGCCUCUGCCUGCAGAUGCUCAGCCCAUGAAGCUGAAGACAGGGGAGGAACUUCAGCUCUGCAUCGGAUUUAACCCUGCUUAUGAGGAGGAUUUGCUUAUCCGGGCAGCAGAGAAGGCUCUGAAGGUCAAGUUCCUGGAGCAUCCUCAUGAAGAGCAGGUGACCGUUCGGGGAGAAGUCUACUUCCCGAACCUUCAGAUCCAGACCACGGCCCUGGACUUUGGCUGCAUCUUGAAUGACACCAAAGAUGUGCGUUACAUGGAGAUGACCAACUGCAGCCCACUGGUUGUCCAGUACCACUGGUCAUUCCUGAAGGACAGCCAGGUGAACCCAGUGAGGUUCAUGGAGACAGAGCCCCUGGCCUUGGGUGUGGAGGAGGUGUUCGCUCUCCUGCCGCUGCAGGGUGAGCUGCAGCCGGGCCAGAGCCAGCGCGUCACCUUCACCUUCUUGGGCCACGCCAACCGCGUCACCCAGGGCACGGCGCUGUGCAGGGUGGAGGGAGGCCCCAGCUACGAGGUGGCUCUGCGUGGGGAGGCCUCAGGCAUCAGCUACCUCCUGGACACCACCGAGAUCGACUGCGGGCUGCAGGUGUUUAACAAAGUCACGGAAGCAGCAGUGACCCUGCAGAACAGUGGGAAGCUGGGAUUUGCCUUUGUGGUGCUGAGCCCUGGCACAGGCACUGCAGCCAGCCCUCUGCCUGGCGUGCCCCUGGUCGUGCCCAGCACGGGUUACGUUGAACCUGGCAAGCAGCAAGUGCUGAGAGUCUAUUACCUGCCAGGAGUGCCUGGAGUCUUCUGCAGGGCUUUCCAGAUCCAAGUGGGUCACCUGGAGCCAGAAAAAGUCUGCCUGAAAGGAGAAGGGACCUUUCCCAGGAUCCACUUGGACCUGCCCAGGAACAUCAAAGGCAACACCAAAUAUGAGAAGAUCCUCCAAAAGGCCCAAGAAAAGCUGGACAAAGGCAGCCAGAGAGACGAGGCCAUUGCUCUGGGGGAGGCUGUGGCAGCCGAGCCCUGCAUGGACGACUCGGGCACCGUGUGGGAUGCUCAGCUGCAGAUGCAGAUGGAGGAGAUGCUGAUGGAGGAACAUGCCGUGGAGCAGCAGAAAGCUCUCAGCUCCCGUCCCCCGGAGGACACUGCCUUUCAGCAGCGUGUCCAUCGGAGGCUUCUCAAAGCUGAGCUGCCCGAAUACAUCCUGGACCUUGGCUAUGUCGUUCCCGGUGACAUCCACACACACACGGUGAAGAUCACCAACACCGGGCACUUCCCUGCAUCUUUCCGUGUCGAUGGAUAUGUCCUGUAUAACACAGGCUUCAGCGUGUGCCUGGAGCGUGUGAAGCACCUGCCCUCCUGUGAGAGCAAGACAUUUGAAGUGUGCUUCGACCCACAAAGUGCCAACGUGCCCCUGGGAAAAGUGGAUGUGCUCCUGCCCAUCAAGGUCAGAGGAGGCCCCACAUUCCAGGUCCGCCUCCGUGCCAUGGUGGCUGAGCCGUCCCUCUGCCUGUCCAGGGACAGGCUGGAGUUCUCCGCUGUCCAGUGUGGGCAGUGCCAGGAAGAAACCAUCCAGCUCCACAACACGUUCCAGGUCCCCUGUAAAUGGUCCAUCAGCAUGACUGAUCCUGUUCAGGAGGUGGACAAACAUCUGCCAGGGAGCGAGCACCAGAAGCUGCUGGAGGAGAUGAAGUCUGUGCCCUGUGGCUUUGAGGUGCUGCCCUCAGCUGGAAGCCUCGCUCCAGGACAGCAGUGCCACGUCCAAGUCCGUUUUUCACCCACGGAAGAGAAGUGCUACCGGGGCGAGCUGCAGAUCCAGAUUUGCCAGAGCAGCCAACGCCUGCAGGUGCCGGUCUUGGGACGUGGUCUGGAGCCACGGCUGGAGUCCAUCCCUCCCCUACAGACACCAAAAGAUGACAACAGCCCCAACAGCUUGUUGCUGCCGCCGUGUGCCGCAGGAGAGAAGCUAACUGCUGAGGCCCAAGGAACGGGCAUAAAGAUGAAGGUUGACGUUGUGGAUCCACCAGGAAAGGUGGUGAAGCUGGGAAACGUCUGCAUUGGACAGACGGUGAAGAAGAUGGUCACCGUAGCCAACAAGAGUGCAGCCCCUCUCACCUUUAAGCUGAGGGUCACGUCCACCGUGCCAGAGUUGCAGGAAGCUGGGGUUCUGUGCUUGAAGCCCAGCAAGGAUCUAAAGCUGAAGGGCAGAGGAGACACCUGCAAAGUGGAGGUGACCUUCUCCCCGAAGCGCCGCAUGCAGCCGUUCAGCGGGGAAGUGCUGCUGGAGUGCCGCGGGCUGGUGCGCUCCCUCUGUGUGGUGCGGGGCUCCUGCCAGGGCAGCCUCGUGAGCCUGGACCAGGACCAGCUCAGCUUUGGAGCCGUGGUGCAGCAGAGCUACACGUGCCGGCGCGUCGUCAUGCGGAACGCGGGCGACACGAGAGUCAGGUUUAUGUGGGACGUGGAGAGCUUCAAGCCAGACUUUUCCAUCAGCCCCACAAAGGGUUACAUCAGCCCAGGGAUGGAUGUGCCCUUGGUUGUGACCUUCCGCCCCUCGAAGCUGAGCCAGGCUGUCCAGUACGAGGGGCUGCGGUGCUUCAUCCAGGGCAGUGAGGCGCUGCGGCUUACGCUGGCAGGAUCCUGUGUGGAGGCCCCUGGCCCCAAAGAGACCCUGACUUUCAGCUGCCAUGUGCGUGAGAGGCAGAGCCAGACCAUCCUCCUGUCCAACCCGAGCAGCGAGGCCUGGACCCUGCAGCCCAUCAUUGAGGGGAAAUACUGGAAAGGGCCUGAAUUUAUCCAUCUGGAGGCCAGGCAAAAAGAAAAGGUCUACCAGGUCACCUACAGACCCCUAACCAUGAGCUCUGAGAACAAGAAGCACCAGGGCUCCAUCUUCUUCCCCCUGCCGGACGGGACAGGCUUACGCUACCACCUGGAAGGAACUGCUGAAGCCCCCAGGUGUUCAGGGGCCAUUUCCCGGCAGGUUCCAUGCAGGAAGUGCCACACGGAGCUCAUCCCUGUGUCCAACUGGCUGCACAGACCACAGAGGUUCCUGGUGGUUAUUGACAUGCUCAAACCAGAGAACCUGGAAAGCAGUUCUGUGCUGCAGGGGUGUUCCUACAUGGACGUGCCAAGCUCUGCAAAGAAGGACUACCAGCUCACCUUCCUCUCCUACAAAGAAGGGGUCUUCAGGGCAAAGGUGACCUUCCUCAAUGAGACAACCGGAGAGUACUUGUUCCACAUGGUGACUUUCAAGGCGGUGGCUUCAGGACCCAUGGGCACUGUUCAAAUGAGCACCGCUGUUCGGCAGAGAGUGUCCUCCAGCGUCAAGGUGGACAACCCUCUGCCUGUCCCGGUGACGUUUGACAUCAACUGCAAAGUGCCUGACGUCAGCGUUCCCCAGCACUUUACUGUCCCUGCACAGUCGAAGGCGGAUCUUGUCUUGGAGUAUCAGCCCCUGCAAACGGGUGAGAGCAGCGGGCAGCUGGUUCUCCAGAGCAGCGACUUGGGCUCUCUGUUUUACACCCUGCAGCUGAAAGCCACCUGGAGCAGGCCAGAGAAGCCCGUGUAUUUCCGCACCAGGCUGGGCUCCCGUCAGACCAUCACCACCAAAAUACGGCAUUUUGCCCAGCAGAAGACCGAGUACCUCGUACAGACCGACUGUGCCGACUUCCAGACGGCAAAAUCCAUCAGUGCGGCACCCGCCAGUGCUGGGGGCUCGGACCUGAGCGUGGAAGUGACCUUUGAGCCCUGCCACCUGGGCGAAGCCAAGGCCACGCUGCAGCUCAGCUCUGCAUUGGGCGGGCAGUACUGCAUCCCACUCAUCGGCCUUGCGCUGCCCCCUGAAGCCCAGGGCCCCUUCCUCAUCCCAGCCGGCGGCACCACCUCCAUCUCCUUCAGGAACGUCUUCCGGAAGGCCACGGCGUUCCAAUACGCAGUGAAGCACCCAGGCUUCACCGUCAGGGCCCCCGAGGUGCUGCGCGCCAAGAGCAGCACCACCAUCACCGUCUCCUUCGUGGGCGGCCCGGCUCCUGUCACCAGCAGGCUGGUGGUCUCCUGCCCUGGGGGCUCCUGGAUCUACCACCUCCGGGGCCUGCCCUCCCCCCGCAAGUGAGCAGCUGCCCCCGGCCCUUCCUGCCACGUUCGUGCUCUCUGGAGCAAAUAAAUGUCAU